This is a messenger RNA of Scomber japonicus (chub mackerel), 1303 nucleotides long. RefSeq names its product brix domain containing 2 (gene brix1). The record is from RefSeq and is a predicted model, not a curated record. Gene Ontology annotation, cellular component: nucleolus. Bases 5 to 1030 code for a protein of 341 amino acids. Gene Ontology annotation, biological process: rRNA processing; ribosomal large subunit assembly. Gene Ontology annotation, molecular function: rRNA binding. Lineage: Eukaryota; Metazoa; Chordata; Actinopteri; Scombriformes; Scombridae. The transcript is spliced from 10 exons.
CAACAUGCCGGCACACAAGAGAAAACGUGGAGGACAGGGUCCUGCUGCAAAAAAUGCUAAAAAAGUCAAAUUUGUAGCAGAUGCAGGCGAGCCACCGGUUCAAACUAAACCGGAGAAAGAAAAUGAAAUCACAAUCCCAGCACCAGUGUCUCAGGGCAAAUGGACCAACAAGGAAAGGGUUCUCAUUUUCUCCUCGAGAGGCAUCAACUUCAGAACAAGACACUUGAUGCAAGACCUGAGGACUUUGAUGCCUCAUGCAAAAGCAGAUACAAAAAUGGACCGAAAGGACAAGCUCUUUGUUGUAAAUGAGGUGUGUGAAAUCAAAAACUGCAACAAAUGCCUCUUCUUUGAGGCCAAGAAGAAGCAGGACCUCUAUAUGUGGAUUUCAAACAGCCCUCAUGGACCUUCUGCAAAAUUCUUGGUUCAGAACAUUCACACGCUAGCUGAACUCAAGAUGACAGGAAACUGCCUCAAAGGAUCCAGACCGCUGCUGUCAUUUGACCCCAAAUUUGACAAGGAGCCCCACUAUGCCUUACUGAAGGAGCUGUUCACCCAGACAUUUUCUACUCCACGCUACCACCCCAAGAGUCAACCUUUUGUGGACCACGUCAUAACAUUCACCAUCGCAGACAACAGGAUAUGGUUCAGAAACUACCAGAUCAUCGAGGAGGAUGCCUCUCUAGUGGAGAUCGGACCUCGAUUUGUUCUCAACCUCAUCAAGGUCUUUCAGGGGAGCUUUGGAGGGCCUACGCUCUAUGAUAACCCAGACUUCCAGUCUCCUAACAUGCACCGGCGAGAGAUACGACUAGCAGCGGCAGCCAGAGUGCGUGAAAAGCAGAUGGUGAAGGAGAUGCAGAAGAUGAAGAGGACUGAAGCAAAGGAGGAUUUAGCCAGAGACGUGACCGCCGACGUCUUCGUAACACCAGCUGAGGAGAAGCCUGUUCACAUCGAGACAGAACCACCGGUGCCAAAAAUGGUGAAGAAGAAUAAACACAAAGCUUUCAAAAGACAAAGGAUGGCACGCAGGUAACUGGAUGGACUGGAUCAAACAGAGUGAAUGCACCACUGCAGUCAAGUCUGAGCUUCAAUAUUUGCCUGCAACAUGUCAGCAUUUACACGUUUUGAAAAUAUUUAACAGAGAAAAUCCUUUACUUGCAAAUGUGGUGUGUUAAGUGUCACACACGAUAAUACUUAUUUUGCUGGUUGACUCAUGAAUAUUGUAACUGGUAAUCAAAGUCUGAGAUUGUAAAAGAUCACAAACAAUAUUUUUUCCUUUUUGAUAAAAGCAAAUAUUCCAUUUAAA